AUGGCAACUCGGUAUCUGACUCGGUCUAUACUCACCACCACCAGGCAAACCCUAACUGCCACCAUUUCCCGCUCCUACUCUGCUGUCUCAUCUGCUGCACCACCACAAUCCUCCUUUGUCCGUCGCCUCCGGCCCCUCCUUGUUGCGGCGUCCACUUCCCAUUUCCAUCGCCUGGCCCCUGCGUUCUCGACCAGGGGAUUCGCGACCCGUCCUACAUCGUCUUCACUUAAUGAUCCGAAUCCGAACUGGUCGAACCGACCCCCGAAGGAGACGAUUCUGCUCGAUGGGUGUGACUUUGAGCAUUGGCUCGUCGUCGUGGAAAAGCCCGAGGGUGAACCAACCCGAGAUGAAAUCAUUGACAGCUACAUCAAAACCCUAGCCAAAGUCGUUGGAAGUGAGGAAGAAGCAAGAAUGAAAAUUUAUUCAGUCUCUACACGGCAUUACUUUGCAUUUGGAGCACUUGUGGGAGAGGAAUUGUCUUACAAGUUGAAAGAAUUGCCCGGAGUUAGAUGGGUGCUUCCUGAUUCCUAUUUGGAUGUCAAGAACAAGGAUUAUGGAGGGGAACCAUUUAUAAAUGGACAGGCUGUGCCAUAUGACCCUAAAUACCAUGAGGAGUGGGUGAGAAACAAUGCUCGGGCAAAUGAGAGAAAUAGGCGCAAUGACAGGCCUCGUAACUUUGAUAGAUCCAGAAAUUUUGAGAGAAGAAGAGAUAUGCAGAUGUCUAAUCAGAACUCUGGAGCCAAUAUGGGUGGUCCAGCUGGUCACAUGGGAAGCCCACCAAACAUGGGUGCGUCACCUAAUAUGGGAGGAAUGCAGCAGCAGCCCAGCAACCCGGGAGGAAUGCAGCAGCAGCCGCAGCCCAACAUGGGAGGACCACCAAAUUACAUGGGAGGUGCACCGCCUAAUAUGGGAGGAACGCAGCAGCAGCCCAGCAACCCGGGAGGAAUGCAGCAGCAGCCCAACAUGGGAGGACCACCAAAUUACAUGGGAGGUGCACCACCUAAUAUGAGGGUCAUGCAGCAGCAGCCCAACAACCCAGGAGGAAUGCAGCAGCAGCCCAACAUGGGAGGACCACCAAAUUACAUGGGAGGUGUGCCACCUAAUAUGGGAGGAAUGCAGCAACAGCAGCCCAACAUGGGAGGACCACCAAAUUACAUGGGACGUGCGCCAUCUAAUAUGGGAGGAAUGCAGCAGCAGCCCAACAUGGGAGGAUCACCAAAUUACAUGGGAGGUGCUCCAAAUAAUAUGGGUUACCCCCCAAAUAAUGCAGGAGGAAUGCCCAACAACACAACAAAUUACCAGUACCAGUCCAGGAAUGGACCCAACACUGAAGGAAUGCCUCAUCAGUCAGGUCCAGGGCAAAAUCCAGGCGGCUAUGGUCCAAACACAGGGUUGGUUCCUGGACAAAAUCAGAGUAGCUAUAGUCCAAAUAUGGGAUCCAGUCCAGGACAAAACCAGAACUACGCUCAAAAUUUUGGUGGCGGGAACCCUUACCAAAACCAGAAUAUACCUGGAAGAGACGUGCCCCCACGUCCAAAUGAUCAGUAG
Molecule: messenger RNA, 1548 nt
Organism: Fraxinus pennsylvanica
Lineage: Eukaryota; Viridiplantae; Streptophyta; Magnoliopsida; Lamiales; Oleaceae
Source: the annotation of a GenBank genome assembly